Drosophila rhopaloa is the source of this 718-nucleotide messenger RNA. RefSeq lists its product as uncharacterized. The record is from RefSeq and is a predicted model, not a curated record. NCBI's taxonomy places the organism in Eukaryota, Metazoa, Arthropoda, Insecta, Diptera, Drosophilidae. Bases 74 to 679 code for a protein of 201 amino acids. The transcript has 2 exons.
UCAGUGUGGCGUGCUGUUUAAGAUCAGAGUGGAUUUAAACAGUAGUUUCGUAGUCCUUGCGGCUCUGUUCAAAAUGCCACACAAGCGUAAAUCCCGAAUUAAUGUGAGCCAAAGAAACUCCGCCACACGACGGGUCCAAUUGGACCACCCGUCUACAGCGCCCCCGCAUGUAUUCGUCGAGUCCUGCCUUCUGAUGGACGAGGAAAUCCCGACACCGGACAGCCCCAAGGCCAAAAAUGGCGGUUUGACGUCCAGGAGACCCUUCUCGGUCCACAAAUUUGCCGUGCCCCAGUACAAUAGCACCGUACGCAAGCAGGACGAGAUUAACGUCAUUACCCAGUUGCAGACAGACACAAAUCUUUCGCCAGGAGCUGCGGCAGCCAUAGCACCAAAGGUCACCCAGAAGAUGAACUUUCCGCCGGAUAAGACUGUUUUCAGUGGUUUAGUGCCCCUAAACGUCAAUGACUCCGUGCUGGUACCCCACAAAGUCAAGCGGAACACCUCAAAGGACAGCCGGUCCAAGGAAACUGAUGCAAGCAAGGUAAACGAGCCCCAGCUGGCCGAUUAUGCCGAGAAGGUCGAUCCCAUUGUCAUGGCUAUUCCGGAACCACGGCUCCGAUUGGAUUACACACAGGAACCUUUCGAUUUCCUCGGCGCUUACAGAAAGAUCUACUAUUAGAGUUACAUUUUAUUAUAAAUAUAUCCGAGUCGCACAGUA